Molecule: messenger RNA, 2370 nt
Organism: Cervus elaphus (red deer)
Lineage: Eukaryota; Metazoa; Chordata; Mammalia; Artiodactyla; Cervidae
Product: histone-lysine N-methyltransferase PRDM9-like
Exons: 14
Coding region: 1-2370 (789 amino acids)
Biological process (GO): regulation of DNA-templated transcription; positive regulation of reciprocal meiotic recombination
Cellular component (GO): nucleus
Molecular function (GO): histone H3K36 methyltransferase activity; zinc ion binding; histone H3K4 methyltransferase activity
Source: RefSeq, a predicted model, not a curated record
AUGAGGCCGAACAGGUCUCCAGAGGAGAGCACUGAGGGAGAUGCCAAGAGAACAGAGUGGAAGCCCACGGUGAGAGAUGCUUUCAAAGACAUCUCCGUAUACUUCUCCAAGGAAGAAUGGGAAGAGAUGGGAGAAUGGGAAAAAAUCCAUUAUAGGAAUGUGAAAAGGAACUAUGAAGUGCUGAUUGCUAUAGGUUUCAGAGCCACUCGACCAACUUUCAUGCAUCACCGCAGGCAGGUCAUCAAACCCCAGGUAGAUGACACUGAGGAUUCUGAUGAAGAAUGGACACCAAAGCAGCAAGGUAUACCUUCUUCGAUGGCUUUCAGAGUGGAGCACAGUAAACACCAGAAGAGAAUGUCCAGGGCACCAUUAAGUAAGGAAUCUAGUUUGAAGGAAUUGCCAGGAGCAGCAAAAUUGCUGAAGACAAGUGGCUCCAAGCAGGCUCAGAAACCAGUGCCCCAUCACAGAAAAGCAAGGACCCCUGGACAGCACCCCAGACAAAACGUCGAACUCAGAAGAAAGGAGACUGGAGUGAAGAGGUACAGUCUACAUGAAAAAAAGGGCCACAUGUACCAAGAGGUCAUUGAGCCCCAGAAUGACGACUACCUCUAUUGUGAGGAGUGUCAGAACUUCUUCAUCGACAGCUGUGCUGCCCAUGGGCCCCCAACCUUUGUAAAGGACUGUGCAGUGGAAAAGGGGCAUGCCAAUCGCUCAGCCCUCACUCUGCCCCCUGGGUUAAGCAUCAGACUGUCGGGCAUCCCUGACACUGGGCUUGGAGUUUGGAACGGGGCAUCCGAUCUGCCGCUGGGCCUGCAUUUUGGCCCCUAUGAGGGCCAGAUCACUGACGAUGAAGAGGCCGCCAAAAGUGGAUACGCCUGGCUGAUCACCAAAGGGAGAAACUGCUACAAGUAUGUGGAUGGAAAGGACACGUCUUGGGCCAACUGGAUGAGGUAUGUGAACUGUGCCCGGGACGACGAGGAGCAGAACCUGGUGGCCUUCCAGUAUCACGGGCAGAUCUUCUACCGAACCUGCCAGGUGAUCAGACUGGGCUGUGAGCUGCUGGUCUGGUAUGGGGACGAGUAUGGCCAGGACCUUGGCAUCAAGUGGAACAGCAGGGGGAAGAGUGAGCUUGCGACUGGGAGAGAACCAAAGCCCAAGAUCCACCCAUGUGCCUCCUGCUCUCUGGCCUUCUCCAGUCAGAAAUUCCUCAGCCAACACACCCAAUGCAGUCACCCCUCUCAGACCCUCCUGAGACCAUCUGAAAGAGACCUCCUCCAACCAGAGGAUCCCUGCCCAGGCAAUCAAAAUCAGCGAUAUUCCAAUCCACACAGCCCGAGCGACAAACCUGAGGGUCAGGAGGCCAAGGACAGGCCCCAACAAUUGCUGAAAAGCAUAAGGCUGAAGAGGAUUUCAAGGGCCUCUUCCUACUCACCCAGAGGACAAAUGGGGGGUUCUGGGGUGCAUGAGAGAAUGAAAGACGAGCCCAGCACAAGCCAGAAACUGAAUCCAGAGGACACAGGCACAUUGCUCACGGGGGCAGGGGUCUCAGGGAUUAUGAGAGUCACGGUCAUCACAGCAUCUGGACUCCAGAUUCGACCACAGAGGUCCAGUUCUCAGCCCUGCCCUCAGCAGCUGCGUGAGCUGGGGCAAGAUGCUCAAGCUCUCUGUGUCUCUAUUCUCAUCUGUGAUACGGGCGGUCAGGCCCCACCUGACACUGGGACUGCCCUGCACGGGCACACAGGACACCAGCAGUCACGGGAUGGACAGCCAGCUGCCUCCGCUGCACGCUCCACCCUGACCACAGCAGCCCCACGGCUGUACCAGCCCUGCCUGCGUGCAGCUCUGCUUGACUGCCAUGGCUCAGGGGCCCUGGCCUCUGCUCUGCUCACCAAGAAGACUGCGCUUUGGCCUCAUGACCAGCGGGUUUCUGUUGAACUCAGGGAGGCGGAGGAGCAGGGCUGUGUGGCUGGGGGCAUCUUCUGGCCCUCAGACAACCUCUCUGGACCCCAGGUGGAGGUGCUGCUGCCCCCAGUGCCCACCUGGGUCUCAGGAGGUGGAAGAGAGACCGGGUUGUCCUUCCCACCUCCUGCCCAGAGAAUGACAAAGGCCAGUUCCCAAAAGUGGGAGCAGGGUGGGCAGAGUGAGUCUUGGGUCUCACAGGGUCCCUGUGAAGAAGGGUUUACUGCUGCCUGGAUCCCUCUUGGCUGGUUCUCCUUCUGUGUUGUCUUCACAUCAAAUCACAAGGACGAGGCAGUCCAGGUGCCCACAGCAUCACUCGCCCAGGUGCUGACAACCCUCCUUAUUUAUUAUGGGCAGGGAGACAGGGUGGCUGGUGUGACGCUCCCCUGGACCAGAGAAGAGACCCCCUAG